UGGUAGUGUAAAAUUCUAAAGGAAAAAAUAUACGUUUAAAAAUAUAUUUUAAUAUUAAUUGUGAUAUUUAAAAAUGCGUUUCAUUAUUUUCAUCUUCAUAGUGUUGUGUUCCGCUAGUGCCUUUGAAGCUUUGAAAGCUCAUGAUCCUGGUGUAUGCGUUGUUUCCCGAAGUGUACGGAAAACUAGACUCAAAUAUUACAAAGUGAGAAGCAUGUGCAAAGGCAAGAGGUGCAUUAUAAAGAAGAGCAAAGUCGAGAGCUAUAAAGUUAAUCAAAAUGAAAGUGUAUGCUGUACUGGUUGGGCCUACUCCGCCGUGCUGGACGCCUGUUCUCCUAGCUGCAGUAUGGGUUGUGUUGGAGGUCGAUGUGUCUCCCCGGAGGUCUGUCAAUGCGAUCCCCCUGCCACAUUGCAUCCAUUACAUAACAACGUGUGCGUCACCUGCGAGCCGGCAUGUGAAAACUCCAAAUGCGUUAACAACACCUGCAUCUGCUUUGAGGGUUAUCAGAAAAUAAAUAACACUUGCCAACCGGUUUGUGACUCCUGUGUUCACGGAUUGUGUGUGGCGCCGAACAGUUGCCGGUGUCAUCCUGGUUACGGUGGUGAGAAUUGCGAGCCCCUGUGUGAUAACUGUGAUAAUGGUGUUUGCGGUGAACCCAACGUGUGUUCGUGUAGGGAGGGGUAUCUACGAAACGCUAGCGGCUGUCAUAAACCUUGCCCGGCGGACUGCAAAUCUUGCGAUAGUCAAGGCCAGUGUCAGGACGGGGUUUGCCACGGAUUCAUGAUGAAGGGAAGACUAUUAGAGCGAUGCUGUGACGGUUGGGAAUAUGACAACCGAAUGCGUCGCUGCAAGCCUUCCUGUUUAAGCGGCUGUGGAGAUGGCGAAUGUGUGGCGCCUCAGAGAUGCGAAUGUAAACCACCGCUUAUACUAGACAGCAGUAAAAAGUGCGUCCAUCCGAAACCACGUUGUGAUUUACCUUGCACGAACGGUGCCUGCACAGCGGACAAUGUAUGCACAUGUGAUGCGGGUUAUACACAGAAAGAUACGUACACUUGCGUGCCAAAGUGUGAACAGUCCUGUAUAAACAGUGUUUGCGUUGCACCUGACACUUGCCAAUGUUUGGAUGGGUUUGAAUCUCAAGGAAAAUGGAAAUGUGAUCCGGUAUGUGACGAUUGUAAAGAUGGUAAAUGUGUCGCACCGAACACGUGCCAUUGUAAUAGUGGAUACUCUAAAGUGAACGGCAAAUGCGUACCAGUAUGUGAGGGCGAAUGCCAAAACGGAUUUUGUGCAGGACCAAAUAAAUGCGAGUGUAAUUUGGGAUAUGAGAUUGAUCCUUUAGAUAGAUUCACUUGCCGCCCGGUCUGUAAUCCGGCUUGCGUGAACGCGUCAUGUGUGUUCCCAGGCACAUGUUCCUGCUAUCCAGGAUAUGAAUCACUUACUGCAAAUAUUUGUAAGCCAAAAUGUGAUGACUGUUUGAAUGGAGAUUGCAUUGGGCCAAACGAAUGUCGUUGUCAAGAAGGUUAUGAAUUGACCGGAACAAAAUGCAAGCCUGUAUGUAGUCAGAUAUGUGUCAACGGAUAUUGUUCAACACCAGACACCUGUAGCUGUAAUAAUGGUUACGAAUUGGAUGCUCGCGAUAAGUUUACUUGUAAUCCAAUUUGUAAAGAAAAAUGUAUUAAUGGAACGUGUGUAAGUCCCGAUAUAUGCCAAUGCUUUGAAGGCUACGAAAAAACUAGCAACGACAAUUCUUGUAAACCGAAAUGUUUAAGUUGUGAAAAUGGGAUUUGUAUAAGACCUGACGUUUGUUCGUGCGAUGACGAUUAUGUUUUAUAUAAUGGAACAUGUGUCCCCGUUUGCUCGAGUUUAUGUAUCAAUGGGUAUUGUAAAUCACCAAAUGAAUGUGGCUGCCUGGAUGGUUAUAUUAGAAAUUCCUCGAAUCCCGCAGCAUGUUACAAGCCUUGUUCUGGCCUCUGCAACAACGGCAUCUGUAACAUAGAUGGAAACUGCAUUUGUGAUCCCGGCUACGAGUUACAUCAAAAUGAAUCCUGUGUUGCCAUAACCAUGGUGCAUUGUGAGAAUUGCAAUGGUACGUGCGGAGACGACGGCCAUUGUAAGUGUUGGGAUGGAAUCACGUGUUCCAAUACAACCUUCAUCGAGCCAGCAAGUGUGAAGUCAGCUGAAGUGUUAGCGGGUCUACAAUUAACGUGGUUGCUGGGAGGUUGUAUAAGUUUCCUUCUCCUCGUUCUGGUAAUUGUGGUCAUGGCACAAAUGUGGCGGAAGAGACAAGAAUUCGUCACGAAGUCCGUUGAUGGUGUAGGAGGUAACCAGUACGGCAGUGUUGUUUACACGGUCCCAGACACUCUUAUGAAACGAAAUGUCAGCGACGAAGCCUAUAGUGAUAAUGAUGAGGCCGAGGAAGUCACAGCCCAGGAUAAACUUGAAGCGGCUGAACGUCUUCUAGCGAGUCAAAUAGUUUUCGAACAUGAUAAAAUUUAUGACCACAAGACCACCUGGGAGAUGCAAGCUUUCGGAUACAAAAAGGAAUUUCUUAAUGUGUAUUAUCUCUGUAACAAACGAUUUAGACCUCAAGUGACGAUGAUUGUUCAGUCAAAAAAAAUAUUCUUCUUUUUAUUUAUUUUUUUAUGUUCAAUACAAAUUUCUACAUGUAAUGUUUGUAAAAAAAGUUUCAUUUUUCAGCGAUGGGUUCCACAGCCGUACGUACGGACUGUAAGAGAAACGUAUAGAGGCAAUUGCUUUUUUAGAUGCACGAAGACAAGAAUUAACAAAUAUUAUGAAGAGAAAAUCGUUCUGAAAACCUUCGUCGGAUCCAAAGACGUCUGUUGCUCCGGUUACAUUGAAGAUGAUCUGGGAACUCCUAGAGAAGGAGAACUUCACUGCAAACCGGUAUGUAGCUCAAUCUGUCACAAUGGAUAUUGCGCUGAGCCAGAGAAAUGCAUAUGUAAUCCAGGAUAUGAGCUUCAUCCAAAGUUCAAAAACAAGUGCGUUCCAGUUUGUACUAAUGGAUGUGAACAUGGAAGUUGUAUCGGACCGGACACUUGUGAAUGUAAUUUUGGAUAUCAUUUAAAAGAUAAUACAUGCCAACCAAUCUGCAAUGAGCCUUGUGUUAAUGCCACAUGCAUCGCUCCGGAUAAAUGUGAAUGUUUUUUAGGAUAUAGAGAAACUGAAAACAAUGUUUGUCAGCCCUACUGUUCUAAAGGAUGUUUAAAUGGUAUUUGUACAAGUCCUGAAAAUUGCACUUGCAAUGAUGGUUGGUAUAAAGAGGAGGAAAAAUGUAAACCAUAUUGUGAGUUCGACUGCGGUGGUGGCACAUGUGUAGCCCCAAAUAGUUGCGUAUGUAAUCCAAAUUACAUUAAGGCUGAAAACUUAACAUGCGUACCUCAUUGUUCCCAAGGAUGUGCAAAUGGAAUUUGUGUUAGCCCAGGAAAUUGUGUUUGUAACAAAGGAUGGGCUAAGAGUGAUGAUCUAAACGUCUGUUUGCCACAUUGUGAGUUUGAAUGUGGCGGAGGUAUUUGUGCCAGUCCAAAUGUUUGCGAAUGUUAUGCUGGUUAUAUUAUGUCUGCUAAUGGAACAUGUAUACCCCAUUGUCCUCAAGGCUGCCCACACGGUCAGUGUGUGCAACCAGGAAAUUGUAGCUGUGAAAAUGGAUGGUAUAAAAACGAGACUCACGACGAGUGCCGUCCUAUUUGUGAUAACAAUUGUAUAAAUAGUGUUUGUGUUGCACCAAAUACAUGCGAGUGUUUAUCUAACUACACCAAGGCUGAGAAUGACUCAUGUGUACCUUAUUGCUCUUCGGGAUGUCCAAAUGGCACAUGUGUUAAUCCAGAAGAAUGUGAAUGCAAUGAUGGCUGGCAAAAUAAUGAGAAUGGUAUUUGUGAACCAAAAUGCAAUAGCCCAUGUGGAAAUGGAAAAUGUAUAGAACCUGAUGUUUGUGAAUGCUUUCCUGGAUACAAGUUCAAUAUUGACAAUGAUGUAAAAUACUCGAAUGGUCUAUGCAUCCCUGAAUGUACGGGAUGCAAUGGAACUUGUAUAGCACCAAAUAAUUGUGUCUGUGAUAGUCCACUACGAGCUGUAAACGUAACAGAGGACGGACAAAAAUGUGAUUGCAUCGAUUUUUGUUUCGAAGGUCAAAAUAUAUGCCGAGGUACUGCUUGUGUUUUGAACGAUACUUAUGUUUCUACAUCUGACGGCUUGUACGAUACGAUGGAGAGUACAAUCAUCAGCACGAUUACUGACGAGGUGAGAAUUGACGGCAUGACAACUGAUAAUAUUUUAGAAGAAACAUCAAGUUCGUCUUUUGAUUCGGAUACUUUACGCGGAAGCCAAGGAAUUUACCAGAUACCAUACUGGGCCUAUUUUGUAAUUCCGUCUAUAACAAUAGUUUUAAUAGUAUCCAGUAUCCUUAUCUGUACUCGACGAGCCAUAUCACAAUAUUGUAAGGGCAGCAGUUAUGUUGUUGAAGGUACUCUUAUUAUUUUCCGUCUCACUCUUGUUUUUACAGAUGAUAAAAGAUUUACGUUUUUUCCAGAUGACAAAACAUUACAUGGAAGUGUUUCUUUCAACAAUGUCCGUUCAAAUCCCUUAAAACCCGAACCUGAACUGAUCUCAGGAGAUAUUUAGACUAUAAAUAUUGUAUUUUGUUUUCGUUUCUAAAUAGCAAUAUUAUUGUAGAUUAUUUGUUAACCGAAUCUAGACUUAUUGGAAACUUUUACACAAAAUGUUACUUUGUCCCCCGUUUCUUUUUAUUUAAUAAAAUCUUAUAAAUAAUUUUAUAUAAAUGUUAGUAGAGAAAUUAAUCGUACAUAUAUAUACUAGUAAAAUUAAAUAAAAUGGAGGCUAUUCACAAAGAUAUCGAAUUAAUUGACUAGAAAAGAAAGCUUCCGGAGGCCUCAGUCUCAAGAUGGCUUAAACUAAUAUCUUGUUAAAAUACACAAAAUAUGUCAGUAGUUAUUAUAAAUUAUGACCUUAGUGUAUCUAGUGUUUAUGUGGUAUUUAUAUUAUAUGAAUAGUAUAUAUAAA
Messenger RNA from Danaus plexippus (monarch butterfly), 5035 nucleotides. RefSeq lists its product as uncharacterized. Lineage: Eukaryota; Metazoa; Arthropoda; Insecta; Lepidoptera; Nymphalidae. The transcript has 14 exons. Bases 74 to 4636 code for a protein of 1520 amino acids. The record is from RefSeq and is a predicted model, not a curated record.